Molecule: messenger RNA, 1024 nt
Organism: Cydia amplana
Lineage: Eukaryota; Metazoa; Arthropoda; Insecta; Lepidoptera; Tortricidae
Exons: 5
Coding region: 17-1024 (335 amino acids)
Source: RefSeq, a predicted model, not a curated record
ACCACGCCGCCGAAGGAUGAGAGCUACUUACAAGCAGUUGAACCUGCUUGUGAAGUUCAUGAGUGAUAAUCCCAACUUGGCGAAAGGCGUCAACUACAGGACCGCCUUUGGCAAGCAUUAUCACGACGCAAAGUGGCAAGAGCUGGCAAAUUUGCUAAAUGCUCAGGAGAAUGGCAUGAAUAAAUCACCAAGAGAAUGGAAUAGGUACUGGAAAGAUCUCAAAAGUGGUAUCAAGAAAAAGGUCCAAGCAAUGAAAAAGACUGGCCGUUCAAAACCCUUUUUGAGCAACAUUGAACAAAUUAUUUAUAAGAACCUGUGUAAUAAUAGAAGCAAAAAGAAUGCUGUUGCUGAAGAAACAGAUUGCAGUUAUCUCCAAAUCCCAACAGAGUCCGAUCAGGAACCAGAACAAUAUGAGGUAGAAUACUUGGAGGAUACGUCGUGUGACGAAACGCAAACGACAGACAUGACAGACAUAGAAUCAGCAAGUUUCGAUAUUGGCCUUCGCGACCCUACUCUCAAUGGUGUGAAAUCAGAACUAGUCGAUAGAAAUGGUCAAACCCUGGACCUUCUGGAUCGGGACCACUUCUUGAUAGAAACCAUUUUGAACGAGUCAAACUCCAACGCAGAAUCCAAACAAGACAUGCCAGAGGAAUCCAGUGUAAUAAACAACGUGAAGGUUAAAAAUAAUGAUAUCAAUCUAAACACGAAUAACUAUAACAGUACUGAUGUCUUAACAGAUAUACGAAAUCAUCUUAGGGAAUUAGUGGCUGUACAAAGAGACAGAGCGAGAAACGAACUAAGAGCAGCAAGCGCGCACGAAAGAAGGGCGAUUCUUGAAGAAAAGAGAGUGAAAAUAGAAGAAAGGCGCUUAAAAAUGGAGGAGAGGAGAGUUGCUUUAGAGGAAAGGAAAAUGGAAGCUCUAGAAAAGAGAUGUUUUGCACAGGAGAGGUUAGCAUCCGCAGCUGAGCGGAAAAAUGAAAUUAGAGAACACAAGAUGUCUAAUAGUAGUUUUGUUAUUACUUAA